AUGUUCGCGUCGCUGCUGCGUCCCAAACGCCAACGCGAUCAGGUUGAUCAGUCGCCUUUUUCAACCCCUUCUCCAUGGUAUCGUGGCCCGCGCGAUGACCCCCGACGUGUCAACAGGUCCGGCGAUAGUAGCGAGGAUGAUGCGCCGGAGCUUCAUGGGAUCGAUGAAGAAGACAUGGACGAGGACUGGGACGGAGAGGAAGAGGAAGAUGGCCCACUCGAGUCAACACCUCUCUUGCCCAUGUUCUCUGCGUCGCAUCUCGACGCGCUGCCCGUUUACAACAUCACUCAUGCCAUCCGUCCAUUGAUUGCCUCUCGAUGCGAAACAACCUUGACAUGGGAUCAAUUACGUUCGCCGCAGGUGUCCCAGUUCCUGAUCAAGCCGAUACUGCAGAAGAUUAUGUCAACUCAGUUUUCACGCGCGACACUCUACGCACUGAUGGCCAAUUGUCUACAAUUUGAGAAGGAAAUGCAUCUGAGUCCGGGGAAUAGCGGGGCAAAUCAGACACGGGCCAUGGUGAGCGAACUAUUGGCGAUCAAACUGCUCAGGGAAUAUUCGACGCGUGAGUUGAUUGAUGCGUUGUCGUAUGAGUUCUAUCCGCUCCAAGGCCAAGACUCUUCCACUGCAUUGGCACCCGGUCCCCAGAGAAAACGGGUAGUUGUUGCCCGCGUCUCUUGUCUAGAGGUGGCUAUUCGCGCACAGGCUAAACGGUUUUUGGCCCAUCCUGUGGUUGUGCAGCAAUUGGAAGCUAUUUGGGCUGGAACAGUUGUCUUUCACUCGGCUGCCGACAACUUACAUCGCCGUGUGAAUAGGAACCGAGGAGAUAUGGACUAUGGAACAUCAAUAGACCAGAAUGGAACCCUCGGAACAACACCAAGCAAUGGAACCCUUCGACGCUCAGUGUCUCUUUACAACCCCCGUGAUGCAUCUCUGUUCAAGUUGUCACGGUUGCGAGUGCCACGCUAUCGACAAUUUCUUUCCACCUUGUCCUAUGCAGUGCUCUUAGGGCUGUUUCUAGCUGUGCUGGAACAGCGCAGCCGUAGAAUCACAUCACUCGAGGUUGUGUUUUGGUUCUGGAGUACCGGCUUCAUGCUUGACGAAAUUGUGGGAUUCAAUGAACAGGGAUUCAGCCUCUAUUUAAUGAGUUUUUGGAAUCUUUUCGACUUGGGCAUCCUGCUAUUGCUUUUCGCGUAUUAUUGUUUGCGGAUCUACGGAUCAUUCUUGACCUACCCUAGAAGCCAACUGGUCACAGACCAAGCUUUCGAUGUUCUUGCGGCCACGGCACCCUUGCUAUUCCCUCGGUUGUUCUCCAUCUUGGACCAUUAUCGCUACUUCUCGCAACUGCUGAUUGCGUUCCGAAUCAUGGCAUCUGAUCUGAUUGCAGUCUUUGUCCUCAUCGUCAUUGCCUGUUCUGGGUUUUUUGUCGCAUUCUUAAGCUUUGGUGACAGCAAUUCCCCAAAAGUGGUGGCAUAUGGUUUGUUCCAAAUGUUGAUGGGCUUUACACCUACUGCAUGGGCAAUGUGGGAUGAGUACAAUUUCUUAGGAAAGGCGAUCCUAACGGUUUUCCUAUUUAUUUGUCAUUUCGUCGUCGUCACGAUCUUGAUUACUGUUCUGACCAACUCCUUCAUGAGGAUUGUCCAAAAUGCCAAUCAAGAACACCAAUUCCUGUUUGCCGUCAACACCAUCUCGAUGGUCAAGUCCGAUGCCUUGUUCUCCUAUGUGGCACCGGCAAAUGUCAUCGCCUGGCUGGUGACACCGUUCCGAUACUUAAUGCCUUUCCGGGAGUUCAUUCGGCUGAACCGGACCAUUAUCAAGAUCACCCACCUACCCAUUCUCUUUACAAUUUUCCUCUAUGAGAAGACGAUUCUUAGUGCGCAAUUUAUUCAGCCGAUGGAUCUUAUUGAGCCGACAUCACCAAAUGUGACUUCAGCUCCCAAGCAAUGGGGGCCUAGUCGAUUCCGCGGGUUUAGCAGCAGGGUAUCACGUAUGGUACGAGCACCAUCAGUGGCCACUUUCCAGAAAGAUCAAGCAUUAGAAGAAGUGUUCCGACGGCCAUACAGUGACGAUCGAAUUCGACGUCCACCAAGUACUGUGCACGAACGCCAGACCGACAAUGUCAUCAAAGACUGGAUGCAGGAAGUUGGUUCUGGGCCAGCCAACGGCCCUGAUGAGCAAGAUUCUGUCGUGGUGGACCAUCUUGAGAGGGACCCACGACGACCCAAGCUUCCCUUCCGCAGUCAAUUGACCUCUCGCCCUCGCAACUUUACAGAAACGACCCGGUCAGUGGCCUCAAAUCCCGAAGACCGAACAAGUCGGAUCGCAAGUCCAAUGAUUCGGCCUCGGCGCACAAGACUUGGCUCACCCAGUCACAAACGAGCGCCCUCGCACCAUACGGAUAUGGAGGGCGAUGAUGAGUUGACCAGCAAUGAUGGAGACUCAAAUGACGACAAACACUCGGCCCCAGGAUAUAUCGGUAACACUCUGGAUCAGGCCGAAGCCUCCGAAAAACCUUCGCCUAAGUUCUACAGCUCUCGCCCGUCUACCGCAAGGAUGAUUUCUCGCCGCAACAGUCCGACCAGACGUCCCAGACACAAUCGCAAUGCUUCUGGUGUCACCAUGCUGUACAACCCGGUAGGAUCCCCGAACGAAGAGACCGAUGGCCAGACUACACCUCCACGACCCAACGCAGACUCCUCCGACGAGGAGCGUAUGCCUGUUGUCUCUGCUUCAAUGGACCAGGGCACCAUGAAACGACACAUCCUGGACGUUUCUCGGCCUCGAAACUCCCCCCUCGCACUCAAUCAGAUGUCCGUCCCAGAACUGGACAGCAUCUAUCUAUCUGAUCGACAAACAGUGGCACAGCCUCGCUCCUCUCUGCUUUUUGAUCUCGGUUCUGACCUCGGCGACAACAAGGCAGUAGCAGGCGGCUUAAGCGGUUUCCCUGGUGCAGUCCCAUCCAGCUUCCAAACACAGAUGGGUUUCGCUGCAGGAUUGCGUCGCGAUAUUCCAAACCAAACCCAAGACAUGCUCAGCAAGCUAGUUUUAGCUCGCAUGAACAACAUCGAAGAAGGAUUUCGUGAAGUCAUCAAAGAAGUCAAAGAUCUCCGCCGCAGCGAAUCUAGUCGCAGCCCCAGCCGACCGGAUGAAGCUCGCGGAGCAGCUCGUGAGAAAAAGAAGCGUGGGGAUAAGAAGAAGCGGAGUCAUCCCUCACCUGGAAGCUGGGCCGGCAGUGGUGGAGAGCCCUCGAAGGGCGAUGGACCGGGCGAUGACACAUUGCCAUCUACAUAA
Penicillium antarcticum is the source of this 3288-nucleotide messenger RNA. RefSeq lists its product as uncharacterized. The record is from RefSeq and is a predicted model, not a curated record. Bases 1 to 3288 code for a protein of 1095 amino acids. The transcript has 3 exons. Lineage: Eukaryota; Fungi; Ascomycota; Eurotiomycetes; Eurotiales; Aspergillaceae.